ACACACCAACGCAAACAAAAUUAUAGUUUUUUUUCCCCGGAAAAUGAGUCUUGAAAUGAGCAAUAUAAAUGGAGGAAACGGCACCCAAGGCUCUCACGACAAACGUGAGUUGCUCUGUCUGCUGAAGCUGAUCAAGAAGUAUCAGUUGAAGAGCACGGAGGAGCUGCUCUGUCAGGAGGCGAAUGUGAACAGUGCGGACUUAGCGGAGAUCAGCGAGAGCGAUGUGCAAAAGGUGCUCGGCGCUGCCUUGGGACUGGGUGAUAAGGAGCGGGAACGUGUUCCAGCUCUGCCGCAGCCGCCAAAACAAUCGGCCGUGACCGAGACCAAUGCGGCAGAGGCGCUGGCCAAGUUCAUCGGCGACGACAGCUUCGACGCCCAGCAGUACGAGCAAGCCUACCAGGAACUACGCACCUUUGUGGAGGACUCCCUGGACAUAUACAAGCACGAACUGUCCAUGGUGCUGUACCCCAUCCUAGUGCAGAUUUACUUCAAAAUGCUCGCUAGCGGCCUCAGGGACAAAGCGAAGGACUUCAUUGAGAAAUACAAGUCCGAUCUCGACGGAUACUACAUCGAGGGGCUGUUCAACCUUUUGCUGCUGUCCAAGCCGGAGGAGCUGCUGGAGAACGAUCUGGUAGCCGCUAUGGAAACAGACCGGUUUGUCAUACGCAUGUCGAGGGACUCCCACUCGCUUUUUAAGCGCCACAUUCAGGAUCGCCGGCAGGAGGUGGUUGCGGAUAUUGUGUCCAAGUACCUCCACUUCGAUACCUAUGAGGGCAUGGCUCGCAAUAAGCUACAGUGUGUGGCUACGGCGGGCUCCCACAUAGGCGAGGCCAAGCGGCAAGACAACAAGAUGCGUGUCUACUAUGGUCUGCUCAAGGAGGUUGACUUUCAGACUCUGACAACACCAGCGCCUGCGCCGGAGGAAGAGGACGACGACCCGGAUGCUCCGGAUCGCCCGAAAAAAAAACCCAAAAAGGAUCCGCUGCUAUCGAAGAAAUCCAAGUCGGAUCCAAACGCCCCAUCGAUUGACAGGAUACCCCUGCCGGAACUAAAGGAUUCAGACAAGUUGCUGAAGCUGAGAGCCCUGAGGGAAGCUAGCAAGCGUCUGGCGCUUAGCAAGGAUCAGCUGCCUUCCGCUGUCUUCUACACGGUUCUAAACUCGCACCAGGGCGUAACCUGCGCCGAGAUCUCAGACGAUUCAACGAUGCUGGCCUGCGGAUUCGGGGACUCCAGUGUGAGGAUCUGGUCCCUGACACCCGCCAAGCUGCGUGCCCUCAAGGACGCGGACGCGCUGAGGGAGCUGGACAAGGAGUCCGCCGAUAUCAAUGUGCGGAUGCUUGACGACCGAAGCGGAGAGUCAACCAGGAGUUUUCUGGGGCACACCGGCCCAGUUUACCGCUGCGCCUUUGCGCCUGAGAUGAACCUGCUCCUGUCGUGCUCGGAGGACGGCACGAUACGACUGUGGUCCCUACUCACCUGGUCCUGCGUGGUCACCUAUCGGGGUCACGUCUACCCGGUGUGGGAUGUGCGCUUUGCUCCUCAUGGCUACUACUUCGUCUCUUGCUCUUACGACAAAACGGCACGCCUUUGGGCUACGGACUCCAAUCAAGCUUUACGUGUGUUUGUGGGCCAUCUGUCCGACGUGGACUGUGUGCAGUUCCAUCCGAAUUCCAACUACGUGGCCACCGGAUCCAGCGAUCGCACAGUGCGCUUGUGGGACAACAUGACAGGCCAGUCAGUGCGCCUGAUGACGGGUCACAAAGGAUCGGUGAGCUCGCUAGCCUUCUCAGCAUGCGGCCGGUAUCUAGCUUCCGGAUCAGUGGAUCAUAACAUCAUAAUCUGGGAUCUGUCGAGCGGAGCUCUGGUUACCACCCUCCUAAGGCACACCAGCACCGUGUCCACGAUUACCUUCAGCCGGGACGGCACUAUACUUGCAGCCGCUGGUCUGGACAACAACUUGACUCUGUGGGACUUCCACAAGGUCACCGAGGACUAUAUCAGCAAUCACAUUACGGUGUCGCACCACCAGGACGAGAACGACGAGGAUGUGUACCUGCUGCGCACAUUCCCCAGCAAGAACUCUCCGUUCGUCACCCUGCACUUUACGCGCCGCAAUCUCCUGAUGUGCGUGGGUCUCUUCAAGAGCUAGGCUUAGUCGGUAUAAGUAACGUAGAUGUAAGUAAUGCACGAAAUAUGUCUAGGAUUAAAGUCGUAUUAUCAGUUUUUCCACGCUCGGAAGGAGCAAGUGUCUUACCCGUUUAAGAACCACAGUUUUGAUUUUUUUAACUGUUCACGACCAUUUAGAUUUAAAGUUUAUUAAUAAAGAUCAAUGCAAUGCCCUCUCGGGAAUUUUGCAUUGCUAAAUAAGAGA
Drosophila serrata is the source of this 2371-nucleotide messenger RNA. It is a transcript of the gene Taf5, whose product is annotated as TATA-box binding protein associated factor 5. Gene Ontology annotation, cellular component: transcription factor TFIID complex. Lineage: Eukaryota; Metazoa; Arthropoda; Insecta; Diptera; Drosophilidae. Gene Ontology annotation, molecular function: protein binding; RNA polymerase II general transcription initiation factor activity. Gene Ontology annotation, biological process: transcription initiation at RNA polymerase II promoter. The record is from RefSeq and is a predicted model, not a curated record.